This is a messenger RNA of Aureobasidium pullulans EXF-150, 1473 nucleotides long. RefSeq names its product terpenoid cyclases/Protein prenyltransferase. Gene Ontology annotation, biological process: protein farnesylation. Gene Ontology annotation, molecular function: protein farnesyltransferase activity. The transcript is spliced from 2 exons. Lineage: Eukaryota; Fungi; Ascomycota; Dothideomycetes; Dothideales; Saccotheciaceae. Gene Ontology annotation, cellular component: protein farnesyltransferase complex. The annotation marks the transcript as partial. The record is from RefSeq and is a predicted model, not a curated record.
GCCACAGACCGCCUGACCGAACUGCUCGACUCAAACGCUCGCAUUGAGGAGUUGUCCUCUGCUCAAGAAGAGGAGAUUCAAGAAGCAGAAGAAGACUCAGACUACGAAACCUCCUCCGACAGCGACGAUGGCCAAAACGUACACGCCUGGAUGGCUUCAAAACUCCCGCCCAACCUACCCUUCUACUUCGCAUCACCAGGCCCCUUGCAAGAUGAUCUCGAGACUUCCACUUCAAUCGCCCAGGAGAAGACAAUGCGCGAAGUCAUAGACUUGAUGACAGGAAAAGGCCAAACCAUGCUGGACGUAAACACACACGGCCUCCCUCACCUCCUCAAGGCCAAACACGCCGCCUUCCUACGCACAAUAUUGGGCAAAUACCCACCGCCGUUCCAAGUCAUGGAUGCCAGUCGUCCUUGGUUGUUAUAUUGGGCUCUGAAUGGAUUGCGCACUUUGGGCGUGGAUGUCAGUGAAUACAGACAACGAUGCAUCGACACAUUUACACCUCUACAAAACCCAGAAGGUGGUUUUGGAGGUGGUCAUGGACAUCUUUCUCAUGCGGCUGCUAGUUAUGCUGCUACCUUAAGUCUGGCUCUCGUCGAUGGUUUGGACAUGAUCGACCGAAGAUCUAUGUGGCACUGGCUAGGCCAAGUCAAGAACCCCUCUGGCGGUUUCAACAUGGCCGUCAACGGCGAACAAGACGUCCGUGGCGCAUACUGCUGUAUGACCAUCCACACACUCCUCCACCUGCCCCUCGCCCUCCCUCCAUCCUCUCCCGCCCGCGCCGCCGGCCACGAAACCUUUACCUCCGGCCUCGGCGCCUGGAUCAGCAAAUGCCAAACCUUCGAAGGUGGCCUCGGAGGUGCUCCCGACAACGAAGCCCACGGCGCGUACGCCUUUUGCGUCCUAGCAUGCCUCUGCCUCCUCGACGACCCAGCAAUCGCCAUCCCCACCUACCUCAACACAAAGACUUUGACGCACUGGCUCGUCUCCCGUCAAGCGUGCCCCGAAGGCGGAUUCAGCGGCCGCACAAACAAACUCGUCGAUGCAUGUUACAGCCACUGGGUCGGCGGCUGUUGGUCCCUCCUCGAAUCCGCCCUCUCCCUGCCUCCAUCUUCAUACCUCUGGGAUCGCGAAGGUCUGGUCCGCUACACUUUGACCUGCUCACAAGCCAAAAAGGGAGGACUCAGAGAUAAACCUUCCACACGUCCUGAUGGCUAUCACACCAAUUACUCACUCGCCGGUCUAUCAGCGGCACAAUACAUUUAUACCUACGACAAGCCUCAAGUGGAGGAAGAUGCAGAAGAGGAUAUCACUCAAGGAGAAGCAUUGAAAGCGGCAUUCAACUGGUCUUUCCAGAGGCCGACGGAACAACAGAGGAAACAGUGGUGUUUUGACUUGCAAGAUAUGGUUGAGCCCGUCCAUCCUGUUUUUGUGCUGCCGUUUGAUGUCGUCGAGGAAACGAGAUCGAAGUUU